AUGGUUCGUAGUGGGAGCGAUAGAAUCCAUCGUAAACGCUCAAGAAGCCGUUCACGGAGUCCUCGUCGUCAUCGUCGUAGUAGUAGAUCUCGGUCUCGAUCGCCUCGUCAUAAACUACAUAAAUCAAUAAGAGACAGAAAAAAGUCUAGAUCUCCUCGUCGUUCCCGGUCACCACGUAACAAAAGGAAGUCACCAGAGCGUAAGCCUGAAGAAGUGCCUUUUGAUCCAACCAAUCCAGAUAAGGAAACUGAACAGAAAAAACUUGAAUUAGAAAUGCAAAAGCGUCGAGAACGUAUUGAACGUUGGAGAGCAGAACGCAAAAAAAAAGAAUUAGAUAGUGUAAAAAAAGAUGUUCGAACUACAAUUAUGUCAAACCUACAAAUACCUUCAAAAAAAUGGAAUUUAGAAGAUGAUAGCGAUGAGGAAGAAGAAGGAAAAAACAAUGCAGAGAAAUUGAUUGAAGAAGAAGAAAUUGAUCCUUUAGAUGCUUUUAUGCAGGGUGUUCAAGAAGAAGUACGUAAAGUUAAUAAAGUAGAUGGGCAUCGAAGUAAUUUAACAGAAAAAAAUUCAUUGAAUGAUCUUAAACAAAGUCUAGGAGUUGACACUACUAGUUSAGGAGUUGUAAUCGUAUCUGGAGUAGCAAAGAAAAAAGAUAAUAACACCAGAGGUGAACUCAUUGAGCAAAAUCAAGAUGCCUUGGAAUAUUCAUCUGAAGAAGAACAAGAGGAUUUGAAUGUAGCUGCAGCUAGUUUAGCUAAUAAACAAAAGAAAGAAUUACCAAAAAUUGAUCAUGCUGAAAUUAGUUAUUUACCAUUUAGGAAAAAUUUUUAUGUUGAAGUACCAGAAAUAUCCCGUAUGACUGCCGAAGAAGUAGAAAAAUAUAAAGAGGAAUUAGAAGGUGUUCGAGUAAAGGGAAAAGGAUGUCCUCGACCUAUAAAAGUAUGGGCUCAUUGUGGUGUGAGCAAAAAGAUUAUGGAUAAUUUAAAAAAACAUAAUUAUGAAAAACCUACUCCUAUACAAACACAAGCUAUUCCUGCUAUAAUGGCUGGACGAGAUCUUAUUGGUAUUGCAAAAACUGGAAGUGGUAAGACUCUGGCGUUUUUAUUGCCAAUGUUUAGGCAUAUUAUGGAUCAGCCUCCUUUGGAAGACACUGAUGGACCAAUUGCUAUUGUUAUGGCACCUACAAGAGAACUUUGUAUGCAGACUGGAAAAGAAGCACGCAAGUUUACUAAGAGUUUAGGGUUAAGAGUUGUAUCAGUUUAUGGUGGUACUGGAAUAUCUGAACAAAUAGCAGAAUUAAAACGUGGUGCUGAAAUUAUUGUAUGUACUCCUGGUCGAAUGAUUGAUAUGUUAGCUGCUAAUAAUGGUAGAGUUACUAAUUUAAGACGAGUAACAUAUGUGGUAUUAGAUGAGGCUGAUCGAAUGUUCGACAUGGGAUUUGAACCUCAAGUAAUGCGGGUAAUAGAUAAUAUACGCCCAGAUCGUCAAACUGUAAUGUUUAGUGCUACAUUUCCUCGUCAGAUGGAAGCUUUAGCUAGACGAAUACUACAAAAACCUGUUGAAGUUCAAAUUGGAGGUAGAAGUGUUGUUGCCAAAGAAGUCGAACAGCAUAUAGUUAUUGUAGAAGAAGAACAAAAGUUCAUGAAGUUACUUGAAGUUUUAGGAGUUUAUUACGAAAAAGGAAGUUGUAUUGUGUUUGUAGAUACUCAUGAGAAUGCAGAUACACUUCUACAGAAAUUGUUAAAAGCGUCCUACCCAUGCAUGGCAUUACAUGGUGCUAUAGAUCAAUAUGAUAGAGAUAGUACUAUAGUUGAUUUUAAAAGUGGUCAAAUCAAAUUGUUAGUUGCUACUUCUGUUGCUGCCAGAGGAUUAGAUGUUAAAGACUUGAUAUUAGUGGUUAAUUAUGACUGUCCCAAUCAUUAUGAAGAUUAUGUUCAUAGAUGCGGGAGAACUGGAAGAGCAGGUAAUAAAGGAUUUGCAUACACGUUAGUUUCACCUGACCAAGAAAGAUUUGCUGGUGAUUUAAUAAGAGCUUUGGAAACAUCUAAUGUACCUGUACCAGAAUCUUUGCGUACCAUGUGGCUACGUUACCAAGCAAAACAAGCUGCAGAAGGAAAGCAAGUUCAUACAGGUGGUGGUUUUAGUGGAAAAGGAUUUAAAUUUGAUGAAACUGAAGCUGUUAUGGCUAAUGAAAAGAAGAAAUUACAAAAAGCUGCUCUAGGUCUUCAAGAUUCAGACGAUGAAGACAUAGAAGGAGAUAUUGAUCAACAAAUUGAAACAAUGCUUGCACCUAAGAGAAUUGUAAAAGAAGUAAAAGCUAGUGCUAUAGGACUUCCAAAUUUAACUGGCUUAAUGGAAGUAAAUGGAACUCCUCAAGCAUCAGAACGACUUGAAUUAGCCAAACGUUUAGCUUCACGAAUCCAUAUUGCUAAAAACCUUGGACCAGAUGCCAAAGGUGCAUCACAGCAAACUGCAGAAGCUAUAUUAAAGGGUGGUCUUGCUAGCUCUCAACCUGUUAUUACUGCUAAGACUGUUGCUGAACAAUUAGCAGCUAAAUUAAAUACCCGGCUGAAUUAUCAACCAAAAGACGAUGAUGGUGAGAGUGAAUGCGGAGAUAGUCCUGAAGCAGGCUUAGAAGAAGUAUUUAGAAAGUAUGAAGAAGAAUUAGAAAUUAAUGAUUUCCCCCAGCAAGCUAGAUGGAGAGUUACUUCUAAGGAGGCUUUAGCUCAAAUAUCAGAGUAUUCAGAAGCAGGGAUAACAGUCAGAGGUACUUAUUAUCCACCACCUAAAAAUCCUCCUGAAGGCGAACGUAAACUAUUUUUAGCUAUUGAAAGUACUGAUGAAUUAGCAGUUUCUAAAGCAAAAAUAGAAAUCACUCGUCUUAUCAAAGAAGAAUUAUUGAAAAUGCAAACUUCUGCACAUCACAUGGUUAAUAAAGCUCGAUAUAAAGUCUUGUAA
This is a messenger RNA of Diuraphis noxia (Russian wheat aphid), 2958 nucleotides long. It is a transcript of the gene Prp5, whose product is annotated as pre-mRNA processing factor 5. Gene Ontology annotation, molecular function: ATP binding; RNA helicase activity; nucleic acid binding. NCBI's taxonomy places the organism in Eukaryota, Metazoa, Arthropoda, Insecta, Hemiptera, Aphididae. The record is from RefSeq and is a predicted model, not a curated record.